AUGACUACUGGUCCAGUUAACGGCUUAGAUGGCCUUGAAGCCAAAUUCAACAGUGGUAUGAAACUCAAUCCCGAAAGACCCGCUUACAUCCCUCCUCACUUGAGAAGCCGAGGACCUGGACCUGCUGCAGCUCCUGGACCCCAGUUCUCUGAUGCUGUACCCGCUGGUCCGGGUUACCAUCAAUCUCCCACUGGACUUCCUACUCCUGCCACCACUCCACCUCAACAAGCCAGAGCUUCUUACGCUCCUCCCGCUGCCCGAGGUCCCGCUUUCCCUCCUGCUGCUGCUCCCAGAGCCGCUGAGGAUGGUGGCUGGGGUGCAGCUCCUCGAAGAUCAGGUCCUCCUGAACCUAGAUCUUUCGGUGGCGGCGCUCCAGGCUUCGGUAGUUGGAAGAAUGGCGAGCACAUUGUUGGUGCUCGAAACCCUAGAUUAGAGAAAGAGUUGUUCGGUGAGGCAGGUGAUGGAAUGCACCAAGCUUCCGGUAUCAACUUUGACAAAUACGCCGAUAUUCCUGUCGAGGCUACUGGUGAAGGUGUACCCGAACCCGUUACCGAAUUCACCACUCCUCCUAUCGAUCCUGUCCUUCUCGAGAACAUUCACUACGCUCGAUACACCACCCCUACUCCUGUUCAAAAGAUGUCUCUCCCUAUCGUCGCCGGUGGUCGAGAUUUGAUGGCUUGUGCUCAAACUGGUUCAGGAAAAACCGGUGGUUUCCUUUUCCCUAUUCUCUCCGCCAUGUUCACCUAUGGUCCUGUCGCUCCUCCUCAGGACGCCAACUACGGCGGUUACAACAGUCGACGAAAGGCCUACCCCACUGCGCUCAUUCUUGCUCCCACCCGAGAAUUGGUCUCUCAAAUUCACGAUGAAGCUAGAAAAUUCGCUUAUCGAUCAUGGGCUCGACCUGCUGUUGUUUACGGAGGUGCCGAUAUCGGUCAACAAAUCAGAGCUCUUGACAGAGGAUGUGAUAUCCUCUCCGCUACCCCAGGUCGACUUGUCGACUUGAUCGAGCGAGGCAGAAUCUCACUCGCCAACGUCAAGUACCUUGUUCUCGACGAGGCUGAUCGAAUGCUUGAUAUGGGUUUCGAACCCCAAAUCAGACAAAUCGUCGAAGGUGAAGAUAUGCCCGGUGUCAUGGACAGACAAACCCUCAUGUUUUCAGCCACUUUCCCCAAGGAAAUUCAGAUGCUUGCCAGAUCUUUCUUGAAGGACUACGUCUUCCUUUCCGUUGGUCGGGUUGGUUCUACCUCUGAAAACAUUACUCAACGAAUCGAAUACGUUGAUGACGCCGACAAGAAAUCCUUACUCCUUGAUCUAUUGCUCGCCGAACAAUCAGGUGGUUUAGUCCUCGUCUUUGUCGAGACCAAACGAAUGGCAGACAACCUCUGUGAUUUCCUUUGUGCUCAACGACACAACGCUACCUCUAUUCACGGUGAUCGAACUCAACGAGAAAGAGAGGCAGCCCUUCACGCUUUCAGAACCGGUAGAGCUCCCAUCCUCGUUGCUACUGCUGUCGCUGCUCGAGGUCUCGAUAUCCCCAACGUCACUCAUGUCAUCCUUUAUGACCUCCCUACCGAUGUCGCUGAAUACACUCACCGAAUUGGUCGAACUGGUCGAGCCGGUAACACCGGUACAUCCACUGCUUUCUUCAACCGUGGCAACUUGAACUUGGCUAGAGACUUGAUCGACCUUCUCAAGGAAGCUCAUCAAGUCAUCCCACAAUGGCUUAUUGACGUGUCUUCUGAGCGAUCAUUCGGCUCUUACGGCGGUGGUCGAGGUGGACGAGGCCGAGGUGGCGGUGGUGGUCAAAGAUCAGGAGGACGAGAUGUCAGACAAGAUCGUGGUUUCGGUGCAUCUCGAGGCGGCUCUGGUGCUGGAGGUGGUUACGGAGGCGGUUUCGGUGGUUAUGGUGGCGGAGGUGGUGGUGGUGGAUUCCCCCCUGCCGCCGCAUCUGGCGGUGCCAGUUGGUGGUAA
Molecule: messenger RNA, 1971 nt
Organism: Kwoniella shivajii
Lineage: Eukaryota; Fungi; Basidiomycota; Tremellomycetes; Tremellales; Cryptococcaceae
Product: ATP-dependent RNA helicase ded1
Exons: 4
Coding region: 1-1971 (656 amino acids)
Cellular component (GO): nucleus
Molecular function (GO): ATP binding; RNA helicase activity; RNA binding
Source: RefSeq, a predicted model, not a curated record